Molecule: messenger RNA, 474 nt
Organism: Lachancea lanzarotensis
Lineage: Eukaryota; Fungi; Ascomycota; Saccharomycetes; Saccharomycetales; Saccharomycetaceae
Gene: UBC9
Product: LALA0S01e10418g1_1
Exons: 2
Coding region: 1-474 (157 amino acids)
Biological process (GO): protein sumoylation
Cellular component (GO): nucleus
Molecular function (GO): SUMO conjugating enzyme activity
Source: RefSeq, a predicted model, not a curated record
AUGAGCAGCCUGUGUCUGCAACGGUUACAAGAGGAAAGAAAAAAAUGGCGGAAGGACCAUCCGUUUGGGUUCUUUGCCAAACCAUGUAAGAAGCCCGAUGGUACGAUGAACUUACAAAAAUGGGAAGCUGGCAUUCCGGGGAGAGAUGGUACUUUAUGGAAAGAUGGUGUUUUCCCAGUUACCAUUGAAUACCCCGACGAUUAUCCUUCUAAACCGCCAAAGGUCAAAUUUCCAGCAGGUUUCUACCAUCCUAACAUAUACCCAAGCGGUACGGUUUGUUUAAGUAUCUUGAAUGAGGACCAGGAUUGGAGACCGGCCAUCACGCUAAAGCAAAUCGCCCUUGGUAUCCAGGACCUUCUAGACUCUCCCAAUCCAGAUUCGCCGGCUCAGGAACCAGCUUGGAGAGCGUUUUCCAAGAAUAAGAAGGAAUACGAAAGGAAUGUGAUAGAGCAGGCUAAGAAGUAUACCAAGUAA